AUGAAAAUUUACAUUAUAAGUGUUAUUUUGUGUCUGAUUGGAUCAGUUCAUAAUGCCAACAUACAACGAGUUUCACGAAACACCGAAGCAAUUAUUCCUUCGAUCGUUCAAGAGAUUUUAAAAGUUGAACUUCAAUCAGAUUUGAAGAAGAAUAGUUUAGUUGAGGUAACAGAAACAGAAUUCAAUGUUAAAGAUGGAACUGUUGAAGAGAAAACAGCCAAAAUUGAAGUUCCUUCUGAAGUUGAGAAGGUGAUACCAGAAAUUAUGGAAGCUGUUGCUGAAGAAAAACUAAAGGUAGAACCGAUGGAAAUUGUCAAAGAAAUAGAAGAAAAAAUUAAAGAAGUUCCUGUUAUGGCUGAUGAAGUUAAAUCUGAAGUAACUGUUGUUAAGGAAGAAUCUGUGGUGCAACCAGAGAUGAUUAAAGAAACAAUUGCUAUUGUACCAGCAUCUGAUCUCCGUCAAGAAACACCAGCAGAAGUUGUCAUUACUCAAGAAGAGAUCGUUGUACCAUUGGUAAGAAAUGUUAUCAAAGAAGAAAUUCCACAAGUCGAGGAGUUGCGUAAUGUUUUGGUAGAAGAAAAAAAUACCGUUAAGGAAGCUAUCGUAGCACCUGUUGCUUCACCAAUUGUCGAACCUAAACCUGCUGUUGAAAUUGAUAUGGAAAUCAAAACCGUUUCGGCUGUUGAUCCAGUCAAAGAAAUUAUUCUUUCAGAAGAAUCAAAACCAGAACAAGAAAUUAAAGCUGUGCCUGAGACAAUUGUUGUAAUGAAGGAAGUUGAAGAAGUUCAGAAGCCACUUGAAGAAAUGAAGCCACUUCAAGAUGAAGUCAAACAAAUUCAAGAUGAAAUGAAAGCUGAAAAGCCAAUCGUUGAAGAAGAAUUAAAAUUGAAGAAAGAAGAAGUUGAAUUGAAAAAGGAAGAUGAACCAGUUGAAGUAAAAAAAGUCGAAGUUUUGGAACCAAUGGCUUCAGAAACUGCCAUGCCAGUCGUUCAAGAAAUGGACAAAGAAAAAAUCUUAAUUGAAACAAAAAUCCCAGAGAUGAAGAUCGUCGAAAAUGAGAAGAUUGUUGUUGGAACAGACGACAUGGAAAUCCGCCAAGAUCGUCCAACAAUUGUUCAACAAGUACAAGAAGCCUUAUCUAAUGUUCCAGUUAUUGGUCAAAUUCUCAACCGUAAUCCACCAGCAGCAGCCGAUGAACCAGCAGUCGCUGAUGAAUCAGAAACAACACCACGUCCAGGUGUUUUACAAGUUGCACAACAAGCCCUUCAGAACUUUCAAAAUGCCAUAAAUUCCAUUAACCCAUUGAAUCCAUUGACUGCUAAUAAUGGAGCUGGAGAAACAACAACUCGUCAGCCUGGACCUCUUCAGGGUGCCAUUAAUCUUGCACAAACUGCAUUCCAAAACGUUGCCAGUGCAGCUCAAAAUCUUGUAAACCCCACAACAACAACAACUACACCAAAAGCAGAUGAAGUAUCUGAAGAGAAAAUCACGGAAGCAGAGGCCCCAGCAGACGUUGUAACUGAUGCCACACUCGAAAUGAAAAAAGAAGAAGUCGCAGAAUCAGAGUCAAAAAAAGAAGAAAGCAAUGAGCAACAAAAUUUAGUCAAAAAUUAA
This is a messenger RNA of Clunio marinus, 1614 nucleotides long. The record is from the annotation of a GenBank genome assembly. Lineage: Eukaryota; Metazoa; Arthropoda; Insecta; Diptera; Chironomidae.